UCAAAAAUACGUCUCCAGAAGAGCAGCACGUGCGGACAAGACUUCCUUGCAAGACUAAACUCUGCAAGUCACCGUGGCGAUCGGAAACUUAAACUUUAUCCUUGGCUCAAAUGUUAGAUUUCUUACAGUUGCAAACACUGUCUCAUCAACUACAUCGUUAGGUGCUGUAGCUAGCCAGUUUAGGUUCAAAGCCAAACCUAAGGACUCUACUCUACUCUACUCUAAAAGAUGUCUAAGGAAGAACGGGAAGAGUAUGAGCAGCUGAUGCAGGAAAACGCACACUUGGAGGAACAGGUGGACAUCAAGCAGGCGGUCAUCCGGCAGCUGAUAACAGACAUACACACGCUGUCACAGGAGGUUGAGGCCAUGUACCUGCAGCAGAAGUGGAACACUACUGACAGGGGGCAGACUCACCCUUCCCCCGGGCAGGAAGCAGCUAGAAUCUGUCAGCAGCUGCAGCACAACCCACAGCUGUUUGAAGAUGUGUUAUCAAGAUUAAACCAGAGAACGGCUCAGUUGACGUCACAAGCUGCUGCUCUGAAGGGUGAGCUGCAAAAGUACAGUAAAACGUGAUGUUGUGGGCUUUCAUCAGAAGAUGGAGAUGGCAGGCCAGGGGCAAGAUGCAGCCGACAGAGCAGAGCAAGCUCCCUUCCCCAUACGGCUGUAGCAAGGAUACUCUGCGGCUCUUUUUCAUGACAGAAUAUGGGCCUGAAGUUCUAUAACCAUUACAUGAGUUGUAUGCCAGGUUACUUACAUUUGCGGGUAUCCCACUGGGUCUAAACAAAGAAAUAUCUCUUUAAGACGUAUUGUGGUUUGCUAGGCCGCAAUCCAUGUAACAUCCAUGUACCUUGUAAGACACUUGGUACCAAGAGGCUGUCCAAGUCAUUGUUACUCUUUCAACCUGAGUGUUGGGACAACAAGUGAGGAUUUUUGUACCCUUAGUGAUGUGCUUCGAGCGGAUCAAGAGUACUAAAAUAUUCUGAAAGUAGAUACUCAUGAUUCCCCGAAUUUGAAGUGAAGUGUGUUGGACUCAGAAAACUACUUCAUAAUUCACAGAAACAAUGUGGAAAUCUUUAACAUGUGCAUAUCUUUUUAUUAUAGAUUAAAAGCAUGUACAAGUUACAGUAUUCAUAUUCCACUUUUUUGUUAGUAGCAUGCACAAAAUAUUAGUUACCUGACAGACAAUCGCAAAAGCAUUGUGCUAUUGUACCAGCAAUAGAACACAUACAUCAUGGUACCUAACCUUACUUUUGACUUGGUAUAUAUCAAUGCCUUGCACAUUUAAAAUUAAUGAUUUCAUGACAAAACAAGGAAGACUAACAUUUGUAGAUCCUAAGAAAGUUGUCCGAA
Branchiostoma floridae (Florida lancelet) is the source of this 1350-nucleotide messenger RNA. RefSeq lists its product as uncharacterized. The transcript is spliced from 5 exons. Bases 229 to 573 code for a protein of 114 amino acids. The record is from RefSeq and is a predicted model, not a curated record. NCBI's taxonomy places the organism in Eukaryota, Metazoa, Chordata, Leptocardii, Amphioxiformes, Branchiostomatidae.